This is a messenger RNA of Oldenlandia corymbosa var. corymbosa, 2461 nucleotides long. The record is from the annotation of a GenBank genome assembly. Lineage: Eukaryota; Viridiplantae; Streptophyta; Magnoliopsida; Gentianales; Rubiaceae.
GUUUGAAGGAAUUUCUUUGUUCGGUGGGAAAAAGGAAAAAGAAAAAAAAAAAAAAUCAGCAAACAGCAAAUGACGAAAGAAGCUGAGGACCUCAUAAUUGAGGGAGAAAAUGUAUUUUUCCUGAGGAAAAAAUAAAAAACAUAAUUGAAGGAAGAAAUAAAAACAACCACACAGUCAACAACAACUACCUUCCCAAUGCAGCAGAAUAGUCUUAACCAGAUAAAAACAUAACAGUGUCCUACCAGCUGGUUUGAUUUCUGGAAAAAGGUACGUAAAUUUUUUCUAAAAAUCCUUUGAACCCUUCUUCACUUUAGUUUUUUCUGUUCCACAGACACAGUUGUUGUCAGUUCAAUUUUUGGUUGGUGUUUUGCAUGUUAUAAAUGAGUAAUUCUUGAGAAAAUGGUUCCUGGAGAUGGAAGCUAUACUUGGAUUUUGAAGAACCAUAGGAGUAUUUGUCCAUAAAAAUCAGCCUUGAAAACUGGGUUGUAGGAUUUUACAUAAGAGGGAGGCUUUCAUGUUUAUAUAUCUAUAUGUUUUAGUGGCUGUUUGAACGGGACGGGAAUAGAAUUAAAUAGAAAGCAAGAGUGGUGGAAAAUUAAGGGACUUUAUUCUGGGAAUUUCUUGUACUACAGAGUUAGUUUGAUCCAUCGAUGUUUGGUACAGAGAAGUUCGAGUUCAAGGUUUGAAGUUAUGCUCUUUUGUUCUGGAAAUGGAUAAAAUGAUUGUAUGGAAAGAAGACUUGUAGAAUGAAGAUUUAUGGUGUUUCGGAUGAGCUGAUGUGGAAUAUAGAAAUUGAUUUCCUAGUUAUUCCAGUAUGUAUUCUUGGCUAUCCAAGAAGGUUCGGUCUUUUACUAUCUGUUGAGAUGGAACUUUUGUAUGUUACUUGCGCUUUGAGAUGAUACCAACCGAAACCACAGCUACUGCUCUAGUACAUCUUUUGUUACUAAAGGCGCUUAUGCUGUCCAAGAAUGCGAUCUUAAAUUAUUGAUGAGUAGUUUAAACAUAGUUGCAAUUUUCUUAGUCUACUUGGUUAGGUGUUGUGUGUAUGAAUUCUUAAAGAGGUUCUUUUGGGAGGUAAUGAUGUUUAUGGCAGUAACUGACUAAACCUAUUUGUUCAUUGCCAGACUUGUAGGUCCAGAGAGUAAAUGCCCAUCUCGGUCUCAUAAGAAGGUGGAAGGACCAAUAGCUAAUUUGAGCAGCUGCUGAACCCUGCCUUUUGACAAGAUUAAGCUAUGACAAGUAUAUUGGCGAGCAGAACAUGUAUUUGGUCUCCAGGGGAUCAAGAGUAUGGAGUCAGGGGUAGAAGUUGCCGAAACCCUUGUUUGAAGUCAUCAAAUCUGGAAUCUGCUUCCAGGGAAUUAUUUCCGUCCAAGCUGCACCUCCUUGCAAGCGGACAAAAUGUUACUGCUAGAAAGCUUGGGCCAGUUUUUUCCAGUACAGUUGAGGGGGAUAUGGAUCCAGAUGAUGCUUCCGAUGGAGAGAAAAACCAUGAAUCUACAGGCAAUGAUAAUGAAGCUGUGAAUAGUGAGAGUCUUAGGAAAAAGCUUGAAAGAAUCGUUGGAAGAGAUGACUCAACUUUCAGUGGGAUAGACUUGGCUACACUUAUACGCAACAAGUUUGGGAGGUCCUACGAUGUUCAAUUGAUAAAAAAGGAAUUCAUGGGUAGGAAUCUCCUUGCAUUAAAUGUUAUGUGGAAAUACAGGGAGCAGAGAUCAUUUCCUUUAACUGAAGAAGAGUACAUACUGAGGCUCGAUGAUGUCGCGAAUACAUUAAAAUGCUGGGGAGCUGUAUCACAUGUCCGGAACAGCCUAGAAAAGUUGAGGGAGAAAGAGAGACCUCGAAUAGGAAAGGCUAUCAGCAUUUUCAUUGAUAUGGAUGAGUCUGGAGGGCGUGCAAAUGAAUGGAUUUAUAAGUAGAUUCCACCGAGAGGACCAAAUGUUUCUCAUUUUUGCUUCCAAGUGAUAACACAUACAUAGUGCCACUUUCAGAGUCGGCAACUACAGAAGUUUUGGUAGAAAGUGGGUAAUGUGCUGCUGCCAGCGGUAAACAGAUUAUGUAUAGCCAAAAUACCCUCUCUCUUUUUUCUUUUCUUUUCAUUUUUUUCAAUAGGAUCUUGUAAGAAUUUCCUGCCUCUUCCCCCAAACGGUCAUUAAUUAUUAUUUAUUCAUGUAAUUACAAAAACACUGCAUUUUCGUGACACCAAAAAGAUUGCCAGUGUUCCUCAUGGACGAUGUGAAAAACAAUUCAUUUGCUUGGCUUUUCUUCGGAGAGAGGAUUUGGCUUAGACCUGAUUAUUAUCUUUCUUACGGGAACAAGCAUACUCGAUUCAAGGUCAUCAUUUCAUACUAAUCAUUUUCAAAAUUAAAAAAUAUGUACAAUAAAGGAGACAAAUGCAUAAACACCAACCUUAUUCGGUGUUCAUUGAAACAAAGGAGUCGACGUGUAACAAUUUUGGGUGGCA